Messenger RNA from Diceros bicornis minor, 1038 nucleotides. RefSeq names its product allatostatin-A receptor-like. Gene Ontology annotation, molecular function: somatostatin receptor activity; neuropeptide binding. NCBI's taxonomy places the organism in Eukaryota, Metazoa, Chordata, Mammalia, Perissodactyla, Rhinocerotidae. Gene Ontology annotation, cellular component: membrane; neuron projection. Gene Ontology annotation, biological process: neuropeptide signaling pathway; cellular response to glucocorticoid stimulus. Bases 1 to 1038 code for a protein of 345 amino acids. The record is from RefSeq and is a predicted model, not a curated record. The transcript has a single exon.
AUGGAGCCCAACACCACGGUCACCGCGGGGCUCACAGCCACACCCGAGCCACUGCUCCGACUCGUCUUCGCCGGGGUCUGCGGCCUCAUCCUGCUGGUGGGGCUGCUGGCCAACGGGCUCAUGCUGCUGGUGGUGGGCCGGGGCCCUGGCGCCCCCUGCCCGCUCCUUGCCCUGACGGACAGCCUCAUGGUGAACAUCACGCUGUCCGACCUGCUCUUCCUGGCCUGCGUGGUGCCGGUGCUUCUGCUGAGCUUCCUGAGGCGCGACUGGUGGCUGGGCCCAGCGGUCUGCACCAUCAGCCAGGCCACCAACAAUGCCACCAUGUUCUGCACCUUCUACAGCAUGGUGGCCACGGCUCUUCUGCGCCAUGUGGCAGUGGCCCGGCCUGAUGCGGCCCUCCCGUCCAGCCGGGGUGCCUGCCUGCUUCUCUGUGGGGCCAUGUGGGUCCUGGGCCUCACUGCGUCGUUGCCCAACUGGCUGUUCCAGCGAGUCGUGCUGGAGGAGGAGGCAGUGGGCGCGCGGGCCUGCCUCCUGCUCCUGAGCCCCACUCGGACCUCCUGCUACUUCACGCUCCUGGGAGCCCUGGCCUUCCUGCCAUGCAUGCUGGGGCUGGGCUGCUCUUUCAGCCACGUGGGCUGGCUCCUGUGGACACAGCCCCGUGGCCCCAUGGGGGAGAGCAUCCGGGAGCACCAGGAGAACACGGGGCUCAUCCUUAUAGUGCUGGUGGUCUUCGUGCUGAUGUGGGGGCCCUGCUCCGUGCUGGGCUAUGUAGCAGCCGUGAGGGGCCUGCCUGCCACAACGACGGCUUUCGUGGCAUCCAGCCUCUGCACCAUCCUGGCCUACUCCAAUUGUACCGUCAGCCCCAUCCUCUGCUUCUACCUCUCCCGCCCCUUCCGGGCAGGGCUCAGGGACCUCUUCUGCAGGCAGAUGGCAGCCAGGCACCCCAGGGGCAUGGGAGGGGCUGGUAUGGUGAUGGAGAGCAUCCAGCCAGGCCAUGAUAGGGCCCGGGGAGACGGGUGGGGUCUGGCAGGGGUCUGA